AUGGCGUCCAUGAAUGUGUGGAGUGUUUCAGCAGACUUAAUGGAUAAUUUUGCCGGAAACACGUCACAGCACAUGUUGGUAAACAGCACGGAGCCUUCCGGCGUCACCGCCCGAGAUGACGUCACCACCCAGCAUGACGUCACCAGCCGGGACCGGUUGAUCCCCGACGGGCUGAUGCUCUACGUCACCCUGUACCUCAGCAUCGUCAUACCCAUCGUCAUUUCCGCUUUCGGGACCGUCACCAACGUCAUCAACCUCGUCAUCUUCUCCAAGAUGGGCGUCAAGGACAGCAUGACGGUGGGGCUGUGGGCGUUGUCCCUCUCCGACCUGCUGGUCACGGUUCAAACCCUGGGGUCGUCCGUCUGUUACCUGGCCAACAUCACGACCCCCAGCAAGUUCAUGAACCCCAUCCUCAUCCAAUACGUCUCCUUAUGCUGGUCGCAAGACCUUAUGUACCUCGUCUCCAACUGGAUCACGACCUUCAUCUCCCUCGAGAGAUGCUACUGCGUCAUCAACCCUUUCAAGGUCAGGGCCACCUUCACCCGCAACCGCAGCAUCGCGGCGGUGGUUUUUAUUUACGCGUACCACAUCGGGAGUUACCUCCCUAUAUUCGCGACGCACAAGUUAGACUGGGCUUCGGAGGACGCGUCCAAUUUUUCAAACUCCUCCACCGUCAUGGUAGUGAGUUACGGCGCCAACAGAGCCACCAUCCACCACGCUGUGGACAUACUGAACGGUGCUGUGUUGCCCGUCAUUCAGCAGGCGCUGGUUAUCGGAAGCGCGGUUUGCCUGAGCUACGGGCUCAAGUCUAGCUCCAAGGUGAGGAAACACAAGCAAGGCGAUGACGUCAAGAGGCGGUCAAUGCUGUCGCAGAAGGAGAGUCGUCUGGUGACCGUGGUCGUGUUUCUGGCCAUUAUCUUGACCGUCUGCAACACACCGAGAUUUGUCGCCGUGUACGCCACACUUCUCAUCCCAGAAAUGUACAUCGGACGCCUGUACGAGAAUGUGUACGUAUUCCUCUGGGCACUAACCGCCCUCUUCGCCAGCCUCAACGCCUCCGUUAACAUCUGCGUGUAUCUCCUUGUCAACCUCAGCUUCCGGUCCAGGUUUAAACAACUCAUGUGCCCAACUUCGUCCACCAAAACGAUGUCUAGAGACUCAGACUCGCCUGGGAUAUCAGCCAUCUAUAAAUAA
Molecule: messenger RNA, 1194 nt
Organism: Physella acuta
Lineage: Eukaryota; Metazoa; Mollusca; Gastropoda; Physidae
Product: N-formyl peptide receptor 2-like
Biological process (GO): G protein-coupled receptor signaling pathway
Cellular component (GO): membrane
Molecular function (GO): G protein-coupled receptor activity
Source: RefSeq, a predicted model, not a curated record